UGCGCGGCCGGAGCUGUCUCAGCCGCCGGCCCCAUCGGGCCGGGCCGGGCGGUGCCAUGAAGGGGAAGGAGGAGCGGGAGGGCUGCGCGGCGGGGCCCGGGGCGGCGGGGCCGGGCGCGGGGGGCGCGGGGGGCGGCGGCAGCCCCGAGAAGAGCCACAGCGCGCAGGAGCACAAGGAGCAGGGGAACCGGCUCUUCGGAGGACGCAAGUACCCCGAGGCCGCCGCCUGCUACGGCCGCGCCAUCAACCGAAACCCCUUGGUGGCUGUGUACUACACGAACCGAGCCCUCUGCUACCUGAAGAUGCAGCAGCACGACAAGGCGCUGGCAGACUGCAAGCGAGCCCUGGAGCUCGACGGACAGUCGGUGAAGGCUCACUUCUUCCUGGGCCAGUGCCAGAUGGAGAUGGAAAACUAUGACGAGGCCAUCGCCAACCUGCAGCGAGCCUACAACCUCGCCAAGGAGCAGCGGCUGAAUUUUGGGGAUGACAUCCCCAGUGCACUGCGCAUCGCCAAGAAGAAGCGUUGGAACAGCAUCGAGGAGAAGCGGAUCAACCAGGAGAACGAGCUGCAUUCCUACCUGACCAAGCUGAUCAUGGCGGAGAAGGAGAGGGAGCUGGCUGAGUGCAGGAAGACUCAGCAGGAAGAGAACGCCGACGAGAGCCGGAGCCGCGUUCAGCUGGCCAGCAUCGAGGCCAAACAUGACAAAUACCUGGCAGACAUGGACGAGCUCUUCUCUCAAGUGGAUGAGAAGAGGAAGAAGCGAGACAUCCCUGACUACCUGUGCGGCAAGAUCAGUUUUGAGCUGAUGCGGGAGCCGUGCAUCACACCCAGCGGCAUCACCUACGACAGGAAGGACAUCGAGGAGCAUCUCCAGCGCGUGGGGCACUUCGAUCCGGUGACAAGGAGUCCCCUGACCCAGGACCAGCUGAUCCCCAACCUCGCCAUGAAGGAGGUGAUCGACGCCUUCAUCUCGGAGAACGGCUGGGUGGAGGAUUACUGAGGGGCCGUGGUCCCGUGCCUGGCACCAGGCCUUAACUUGCUCUCUGGCUCUUCCCCCUCCACUCUGGGUACCCAGAGGCCUGGCGGUGGCUGGGUGAGGGCACACUGUCACCACCUCCCCUUCCUGAGGAGCCGCAGCGGCUGGCUGGGAGCGAAGGUUCCCCAGGCUCCCCUCUCCACCAGCUUUUGUUGACUAUGGAGAAGGCUGGCUCAUCGCAGCGGCCUGGAAGGUCUCACCAUCAUCUUCAUCGCCCAGAGAGCAGCGUCCCCCUCAGCUCCGGCAGCUGACAAUCCCCAAAGAUCCCAUCCUGCUCCAGGGAGGUGCUGUGAGGAGCCUGCCGGGGUGAGCACCUGCUGUUGGUUUGGCCCCCUUCCUCCCCAUGUACAUAGUUGUUUCCUUCUCCUGCCUGGCCAGGGUUGAGUCCUGCUCUUCCCUGGAAACAGCCACUUGUGAGAGUGGCAAGGGAUUUGCCUUGGCUUUUCCUGGGAAACAAGACCCCUCGGGCUGGAUGGGGCUGGCUCAUGUGUCCCCUCAGCCCGCUGGGACCGUGGUUCCCUGCAGACAACCACCCGAGUUAAAAAAUUAUUCUUCCUUCUACUGAAGUCCCUUUGACAAAGACCAGAAUCCCACCAGACCUGCACCCGACCCAGGCUCCGGGUGUUCGGGUGGCUGCCGGGCUUCCGAGCACCUCUGGAAGGGGCAACUUCAGAAACACAUAUAUGAAAAUAAAAUUACUUCAGCAAUAAAUGUGGAAAAUCCAAA
Molecule: messenger RNA, 1763 nt
Organism: Melopsittacus undulatus (budgerigar)
Lineage: Eukaryota; Metazoa; Chordata; Aves; Psittaciformes; Psittaculidae
Gene: STUB1
Product: STIP1 homology and U-box containing protein 1
Exons: 7
Coding region: 57-1001 (314 amino acids)
Biological process (GO): proteasome-mediated ubiquitin-dependent protein catabolic process; positive regulation of proteolysis; protein polyubiquitination
Cellular component (GO): cytoplasm; Z disc
Molecular function (GO): ubiquitin protein ligase activity; protein-folding chaperone binding
Source: RefSeq, a predicted model, not a curated record